GAACUUGUGUAGUUCGCAAAGUGAAUAUUUUUGGCGGUCGGACACGCCCUGUCAGCCGCCCUGAACAAAGCAAGGGCCUCUGUCCUAGGCGCAAGACCGAGUAUACUACUUUUAGGGCAUCUGCCUUGCAUUUUUAUCAUCCGAUAUGGCUCUGCGCAGCGCGUCAGGCGUCACGCUUGGGGCAAGUCGUCUCUUGCCGUGCCUCAGUGCUCAGCUUUCUCGUGAGCUGCAGACCUGUCUAGUUACCGCAGGCCGCGAUGAUCAGUCAACGGAAGUACAGCAACAGGGUCCCCUCCAGCAGCAGCAGUACGUGAGGGAGAAGGUCAACAAUGCUCCGCUUGGUCUUGGGUUUGCGGCUCAAGCCCUAUUUAAGGCUCCCCAGCAGCCGUGUCUCGCGCAGCCUGGCAUCUCCGCAGCGCCUUUCCUUCCCACGCGUGCGGUACGCACCAGCCGCCUCCCGGGUAUGGCCCGCAUGGCAGGCCUGCCACGGUUUCCACUGGCCCAACAUCGCGCCUACAACGCCUGGUCACCCGCCCAGCGUUACUUCGUGGAGGGGGACCACGUGAUCGCGGCAGAGGCAAAUCGCACCUUCCAGUUCACCGGCCUGGACUCGGGCAGCUUCUACCCCUAUGUCAUCGCCACCGCCAUCUCUACCGUCAUUGCCACCGUGUUCAUCGUGGUGCCCCUGGUGGUGGCGCCCUCGAGGGUGGACCUGGACAAGUCGAGCGCCUACGAGUGCGGCUUUGAUGCGUUUGGGGAGGCUCGCCAGACGUUCAGCGUGUCCUUCUACCUGGUGUCCAUCAUGUACCUGCUGUUCGACAUUGAGAUUGCCUACCUCUUCCCGUACGCCAUGUCCCAUGCCAGUCUACCCAUGUACUGGACCAUGAACCUUUUCCUUGCCAUUCUAGUCGCUGGAUUCGCGUAUGAGUGGGGCAUGGGCGCGCUGGAGUGGCGGGAGUGAAAGGAACGUGCUGUCCGUUGCCGAGGUUCCGGGGGCCUGUGGUUUCGGAGCUAGGGCCAGGGUUGGACAAGGGAGUGGAUUCGGGUUGGGUCUGCGCGUGCGUGAAGUGUGGUGUUGGCGGCAGCGGACUGCAUCUUGUUGUGGAAUUUACCAUAAGACCAUAGGAGCGGUUGGCAUGAUGUAGUGAGGCGUCCUGCUGAGUGCUAGGAUGUUGGCGGUUGGAUGCCAACAGCAAGGUCGAUUUGUGCUGAGCGCGUAGGUAAUGCUCAAGCAUAAAUGGACGAAACGGCUUAACAAUGUAACAGAAUCUAUGAAGAC
Messenger RNA from Volvox carteri f. nagariensis, 1279 nucleotides. It is a transcript of the gene nuo3, whose product is annotated as NADH:ubiquinone oxidoreductase ND3 subunit. Gene Ontology annotation, molecular function: NADH dehydrogenase (ubiquinone) activity. Gene Ontology annotation, cellular component: NADH dehydrogenase complex. The record is from RefSeq and is a predicted model, not a curated record. NCBI's taxonomy places the organism in Eukaryota, Viridiplantae, Chlorophyta, Chlorophyceae, Chlamydomonadales, Volvocaceae. Bases 146 to 961 code for a protein of 271 amino acids. The transcript has 7 exons.